This is a messenger RNA of Triticum dicoccoides, 813 nucleotides long. RefSeq lists its product as uncharacterized. Lineage: Eukaryota; Viridiplantae; Streptophyta; Magnoliopsida; Poales; Poaceae. The record is from RefSeq and is a predicted model, not a curated record. The transcript has 5 exons. The coding region runs from base 1 to 669 and encodes 222 amino acids.
AUGCCGGUGCUGCACCGGUUGUACAGGUUUCUGCCAAAAGAUCGGAACAACCGCCCCGACGACUGGAACAACCACUGCCCCUUCGGUGCACACCUCCAGAUCCAGCGCCUGGUCUUCCAGCGGAACUACCGCCCCCGCCUGACUGGGAUGGUCAGGUCGACGCCGCCGGCAACAUCGUCCUCGUCGUACCAGGGUUCUGGUGCUGCCGCCAUUGCUGCCUCCUACUUCCCCCAGCAGGCUCACUACACCUAUCCUUACUACUACGGGUAUACAGGAGGGUAUUCUCACGAAAACAUGUAUCAAAUGCAAAUGAGCUACUAUGGUGCGCAUGGUGGAACGAGCGUGCAGCAGCAACAGCAGCAGCAGUCACAAGUGCAAACAUACUACACAGCCGCUGGGCCGGAAGGAACUCAGCAAGGGUUUUCACCGUACUAUCUCCAGCAGAUGCAAGCAGCCAGCAACCAAGGUCAGAAUUCUUCUGCCGCAAUCCUGCAGUACUCGCAGAUGAUGCAGUACGCGGCACACAUGCAGCAGGCGGCGCACGCCGCCGGGCUCCACGGCGCCGACGCUCCAGAGAGCGCCAGCGACGCAGCUACAGGGGCGGGUGGAGCUGCAGCGGCCGUCGGAUCCGACACGUCGUCUGACACUGAUAGGAGAGCUGCGGCUUGAUGUAGCCUUGCACCCCGAGCCGCUGUCCAUGACUAACAAAAGUGAAGAAAAGAAUUGUACUCCUAUCCGUUAACACAUUCUUGAAAUUUUAUGCCCGACAAACUGCACUCUACAAAUUCAUGAGGAUGUGCUGCCUAUAUUAUA